This is a messenger RNA of Parasteatoda tepidariorum (common house spider), 2189 nucleotides long. RefSeq names its product putative G protein-coupled receptor AH9.1. Gene Ontology annotation, molecular function: G protein-coupled receptor activity. Gene Ontology annotation, cellular component: membrane. Lineage: Eukaryota; Metazoa; Arthropoda; Arachnida; Araneae; Theridiidae. The record is from RefSeq and is a predicted model, not a curated record. Gene Ontology annotation, biological process: G protein-coupled receptor signaling pathway.
UAAAGAAAAAGUAUGAAACAUUUUUCAAGUUCAAAAAAAAAGAAAGAAAAAAAACAUCGAUAAAUAAAACAGUUCUUCACCCGAUAAAAAUCAUUUUAAUUCGAACAAGGAAAAUCGGAAAAACUCAAACAAUGCAUUAAUGACUUAUUGAUCAUUUUAAACAAUAAAAAAACACGUUUAUGAAAGCAAAAUACUACGAAAUCGACACACGGUUCAACUUAAUUUUUAUUUUCACGCGUGGGUUAACACAAUAAAAUGAGCAUGUAAAAUUCGACCUUUUCUGUCAGAAUAAAAUAAAAAUAAUUCAAAAGAACACAUGGUGUAAUGAUAUCUGACAUACCCGACAACUGCGUGAACGUAAAUCCUAUUUUAUCAGAACUUCCUCGUUUUGGAGAAAGCAUCAAGACUCCAUUUCUAAAAAUGAUAGGCGGGUUAAGAGUUUGAACUCAUGAAAAUAAUUUUCAUGUACUCAAAUAGUUCUCAAAAUAGUAGACAGUGUGCUUUUUUAGGGAAACUAAUUAUUAAGACUGUUUAGUUUUGUGAAUAAAUUAACUUCAUGAUAACCAGUAUGAAAUUGUUUUUUAAGUUAUAUUAUACACAGGAGUAUUCAAAAUGGGAGAAUGCCCUGCAACAGAAAACAACUUUGUCAGUGCAGCAGAUAACACUAGCGUCUUCAAUACAACCUCUUACCCACUACCAUCGGACAAUACGAACGAAGCUGUAGAAAAACUCAAAUUCAUCACUUAUGGAAUCAUCAGCUCGAUCAUCAUUGGUCUCGGAAUUUUAGGCAACUCGAUCAACUUAGCCGUUCUUACGAGACCAAACCUAAAAGGAGUAACAUUCGUCUAUCUAACAUGGCUUGCCAUAUCCGAUCUUAUGUCGCUGGUUGUAAGCCUUAGCUCAAUGUUUAGGUUGCAUGGGAUGCAGCCUAGAUCAUACAUAGCAGCUGUGUAUUAUGCACACGUAGAAAUGCCCCUAGUGAAUGCCUUUAUGGCUAGUAGCGUGUUUUUAGUAGUCGCAUUAACUGUUGACCGUUACUUCUCUGUGUGUUUACCAACCAGAUUUAAAGAAGUUCAUAACACUCAGAGAGCAAAACGCUCCAUUGCCGCUGCGUAUAUUUGUGCUUUUGCUCUCUAUAUACCAGUUUGUUUCCAAAAACAUCCCGUUGAAGUUCAGUUUGCAAACAAAACGGAAUAUAUUGCGUGUGAAUAUUCCAAAAUAACAUCUCAUACAGCUUUUAAAGUGUAUCUUAUGAUAAAGGAAGUAAUCGUUCGAUUGGGACCUGUUGUUUUGUUAGCCAUCUUGAAUACUACCAUUAUCAUCACAUUCCGCAAGACUAUAAAAAAACGAAGAGAUUUGUUGAGUAUGUCGAAUACGAAUUCGACUGGACAACAGCGAGAAGGAAGUAGCAAACGAUAUCGAGAAGAACGAAGACUUGUGAUCCUGUUAGCUGGAAUAGUGAUUCUAUUUUUUAUUGGAAUGACGCCAGCAGCGGUCCUUACCAUUCUGAUAAGUGAUGAUCGCGAGUUCCACUUUGGAUUCCAACUUUUCAGAGCAUUUGCUAACACUUUAGAACUUUCAAAUUACGCUAUGAAUUUUUAUGUUUAUUGCAUGUGCAGCUCAGAAAUUAGGAGGACUUUUAUUGCGCUGAUUACUUGUUCUAAACAAACACCGAAUGUCAGUUCAGCCAGUAGCAAACCUUCACUAGAAAGCAAUAACAAGUACUGAUAAUAGGAUGUAUUAGAAAUAUAGAAAAAUGUGGCAUACAAAUGUGACAAUUACUUAAAAAAUUUGAUCAUAAAAGUGACAUGCACUUUCACGGCACGUUACGUAAUCGUUAUUUCUAAUACGACUUUUAUUAAAUUUGAAUGCAAAAUAUGACAGACUUACACAAGAUGUUACGUUAUCAUGAUUUUCGAUGUAUUUUUAACUGAAUUUGAACAAAAUGUGUGACAUACAGUUACACAACAGGUUACGUUAUCACCAAUUCUAAUGUAUUUCUACCUGUUUUAAUUUCAUAAAACUGAAGUCAUUAGAAAUUAAACGACAUAAUAAAACAAAGUGCUUUUUCAGAAGCUCAUAAAUCAUUAUCAGAUCAUUUUUAAAAUUUACUCAGAUGGAAGCUGAAUUGAAAAUGUCAAAAAGAUAAUUAACAUUUACUUUUUUUUUCAGAUUCAUCCAAAAACAAA